Molecule: messenger RNA, 1178 nt
Organism: Medioppia subpectinata
Lineage: Eukaryota; Metazoa; Arthropoda; Arachnida; Sarcoptiformes; Oppiidae
Source: the annotation of a GenBank genome assembly
UGAAAGAUGUGAACAAAAAACUCGCCGAACAUAACAAUCGGUUGGCUUUAAUUCAAUGGGAUUUCAGUACUGAUAUUAACGAUGCACAUGAAAAGAGAGUUAUCGAAGAGACGGCAAAGUCUAAUAUAUUUCAGAAGGAGUUGUGGAGAAAUGUGACUGAAUUUGAUUUUACAAACUUUCAAGAUUACAGCACAAGACGACAGUUUGAAAAGCUAUCAGUUUUAGGCAUCGCUGCUCUCGAAGAAGAAGACUCCAAACGAUACACAAAUGUCACGACAGAAAUGGAGAAAAACUACGGAAGCGCUACGGCUUGUGUUAAAGACAAAUGCAAUCUAGAAUUGGAGCCAGAUUAUGAUGAGCUGAAGGAGGCGUGGGUUAACUGGAGAGCGAGUGCGGGAAAACCAGUGCGAGAACUGUAUAAAGAAUACGUAUCGUUGGGUAAUAGGGCUGCCGUCAAGAAUGGCUUCAAAACUUUGGACGACUUGUGGCUCUUUCCGUGGGAAACAACUGAUAUUAAGGAUCAAAUGGAGGGCUUAUGGCUAGAGUUGGAGGGAAUGUACAAAAAACUGCACACUUUUAUUCGUAUGAAACUGAAAAAACAUUACGGUGACAAAAUGCCAUCCGACGGCACAAUUCCCGCUCAUCUAUUGGGCAAUAUGUGGGCCCAAUCGUGGGGACUCAUAGGAAUGCCCGACAUAUUCUGGAACAAAACCGUAUUUGUAAAGCCCGACAACAAGAAAAUGGUUUGUCACGCGUCGGCCUGGGAUUUCUUUGACCAGCAAGACUUCAGGGUUAAGAUGUGUACUGAUGUGACUAUGGAAGAGCUCAUUACAAUUCACCACGAAAUGGGACACAUUGAAUAUUACCUCCAAUAUCGUGACCAACCCGUUGUCUUUAGGGAAGGAGCAAAUCCAGGCUUUCACGAAGCGGUGGGAGACUUAUUAGCGCUGUCAGUGUCCACUCCGGGACAUCUCAACAAAGUUGGUCUCUACAGUCCACUCGUCGACGAUCACGAAACUACUCUAAACUAUCAGAUGUCAAAGGCUUUAGCAAAGAUAGCAUUCUUGCCAUUUGGUUAUCUCAUGGAUUUGUGGCGAUGGGAUGUCUUCUCAGGCAAAACAAGUUCCGAUGAGUUAAACAAAAAGUGGUGGGAAUUGAGAAUCAAAUAUCAAGGAUUG